Messenger RNA from Aspergillus lentulus, 486 nucleotides. RefSeq names its product mediator complex subunit NUT2 (gene nut2). Gene Ontology annotation, biological process: regulation of transcription by RNA polymerase II. NCBI's taxonomy places the organism in Eukaryota, Fungi, Ascomycota, Eurotiomycetes, Eurotiales, Aspergillaceae. Gene Ontology annotation, cellular component: mediator complex. The record is from RefSeq and is a predicted model, not a curated record. Gene Ontology annotation, molecular function: transcription coregulator activity.
AUGGCCCCAAUCACAUUAAGCACAGUUGAUGACGACCUGAAGGAGGUAAUCCAACACCUCUUCGAGAUCCAGUCCGCCGUCCACGGCUACCUAGGCCCAGAGACUCAGACCGAGCUCGUCAGGAAAAUCAAAAACCUCACCCUCGCGCUCUCCACCCUCUCAACACACACCAAACCGCAGCCCCCGUCGCAAGACGAAGAACAGAAGGAAAAACAGGAAGAAAAGGACAACGACCCCCUUCUCCGCGACAUCCAACUUCCCCCCGAGAUAAUUGACUAUGUCGACGCAGCGCGUAACCCGGACAUCUACACGCGGGAGUUUGUGGAGCUGGUGCAGCGCGGGAACCAGGAUCUGAAGGGGAAGAAGGAGGCGUUUGCGAGUUUCCGGGAUGUGCUUGCUAGGGAGAUGAAGAGUGCGAUGCCGGAGUGUCGGGGGGAGGUGGAGAAGGUGCUUGCUGCGACGGAGGGAGAGCCUCAAGGUCAAUAA